CACGCAUGCGCACUUCAGACACUUUACUACAAUUACCACACACACACUAACGGGUCAAAAGGUUUAUUAAGAUAUAAUAAUUAAAAUGUUCAUGUGGACAUGUAGCACAUUUUUAUUGUAAGUGAAUGAUAUUAAGGGAAACAUCAGAUUAAUAAAGAUCACAGAGCGGUUACUUUUCAAAUCCCGUGCGCACGCGCAGCUCGAGUUAAAUUUAAAUCCCACGCGCAUGCGCAGUAGCGGCUUUUCUUCAGCCACACUGCGCUACAUUGUGCUGCCGGAGGAGCGGAGCUGUUUCUCGGUGACGGUCGCUGGACAUCCGCGCAGAGCUCCGUCUCCUCAACACCGCGCUCCAUAAAGUGCCUCGUGUUUGUUUCCUUUUGCAUUCCGGUUCAUUUCGGAGCCUUAAAUGGACCCCAGAGUGGCGUGGAUUCAGCCUGAGCAGAAAGGACCAGCCAACGCGCUGUGGAUGCACAUCUGGGAGACAUCACAUGGGUCACGGAACUCCAACACCUCACACAACCCUCUGCUGAUGAAGACCUACAGCUCCAUCAGCCCUCAUCACGUGAUGAAGACCUCCAGCUCUAUCAGCCCUCAGACCCUUCAGGUGAUGAAGACCUCCAGCUCUAUCAGCCCUCAGACCCUUCAGGUGAUGAAGACCUCCAGCUCUAUCAGCCCUCAGACCCUUCAGGUGAUGAAGACCUCCAGCUCUAUCAGCCCUCAGACCCUUCAGGCGAUGAAGACCUCCAGCUCUAUCAGCCCUCAGACCCUUCAGGUGUCGCCCACUUUUAUUCUUCCACCUCAGUUUGAUCACCGCAGUCUGACUGCACUGAAUGGCACUUGUACAGGAUCAGUGAAGACAAGUUCCUCACCUAAAAAUGGCUCCUUAUCUCCGUCGUCCUGUUCUCUGGACUCCGAGACGGACAGUCCCAAAUCAGACUCUUGUGACAGCACAAACACCCACCAUCUUCAUCCUAGAGUCUUUUUCAGCUUCAAUGAACAGCACAACAUCAAUGACUAUUUACAUCAGCACCAACAGCAGCAUUUGCAUCUCCAAGCACAUCUUAACCAACACCAUCACCGCCAUCCAUCCCAGAACUUCCCUCAAGUACCUGACCACAACCACCACCACCACCAUCCAGCCAGGAAGAAGGGUGAGAACAAGACCAGCACGUGUGGGGUCAAUUACCUGCUCACCAACUCCAACGGUAACCUCUUCUGCCCUGGGACGCCAUGGAAGACCAGGAGAUAUAGUCCAGGAGUGAACGGCCUUCAUGAAGAGAUCGUGGACUUCUAUGCCUUCAUGUCCCCCCGGCCUGAGGAAGAGGCCAUGAGGAGAGACUUUUCCUGUUAGUGGUUGAAUUUUGAAAAUGUUUAACCCUUAAAUCAUGUGUUUAGAGUGCGAGGCACAGCUUAUGAUGACAAUCACACAGACAGCAGCAUGUUUGUCAUUACUUUGUAUAAAACUGCUAACGUUACUGCUAACGCUAACUCCGGGUACGUUCACACGUCCCACUGACAACGUGACCAGAGAGUUAAUUAUAAACGAGACCGUCGGUGACGAGAUGCGUUCAUGUCGUGUGACGUGACAAAGCUGAGAAACGUUGAGCAACUCUGUGUACUGACUCCUUCCUGAAGGUUUCAUUCUGUGGUAAGAAAACUGAUUUGUUGUCAAGAGCGAGAACACAUUCAGGAGUCUUCAUCACUGUACGUGUGAAUACGGGAACGUGAGUGUUAGUUAGUGGACGUUGCUUUCCAUCCAUCAGACGUACGUAUGUAAUGUUCUGAGUUUUGUGUUCCAGCAAACUUUAGUGUCUUUUAUUUUGAAAGAGAUUUCAUUUGAAUGUAUUUAAUUAUUUUUGUAAUUUUAUGUUUUUCUUAUCAAUCCAUAUAAUUUUCAUUUUUUUAUAUAGCACAAGGAAAGAAAACAAUGUACUUUGUAAAAAGUUAGUUUACAUUGGUGUGACGUCACUUAGAGGCGCUGUUACGUCUGACUCUCAGUUCUACAUGUGACUGAAGAGAGUCAGGUUGGUUUUGUUGCAUCUCUGUACAACGAGUAAUACAAAUAUAAAAAUAGUUAAAAAUAUUAGUUGAUAUUAAAGUUAGAAGUGUUAGAAAGAUGGAUUGAGUUUAGAUUUUUGAUUUUCUAUGAGAAGUUAGACGCAUUUCAAGUUUUAGAAAUGAACGGCCUUAAUUUGUUUGUUUAAUGUUGCCGCCCGCGUGGAAAUUGAGUGCGAGGUUUUUCCUUUUAAUAUUCGUUUUAAAUACAAAAUGUUGGUGGAUUGAGUCUGUAGGAAUGUUAUGUUGUUUAUUUUACUUUAAUUGGGUGUUUGUAAAUUUUAUUUAAGUCGUGUAUUUUGUAUAUUUAGCCAACUGAGACCCAGAAUUUAAGUAUGCAGUUACUGUGUUAAUGGAGGACAGGGAUUAAUCUGUUUGUCUCACAUCCUUCAGACAGACUGUUGGUGAGAGGAUGUGUGUGUGUGUGUGUGUGUGUGUGUGUGUGUGUGUGUGUGUGUGUGUGUGUGUGAGAUCCCGUGUCUUUUGUUUAAUAAACUGCAGGUAUGUAAACCACAAACCACUAUACGAUCACAUAAUUGAGUGAAAUUGGCUAAAUAUUGUCUGAUAAGUGUGUUUCAUGUGUAAUGUAAAGGAAAAGUGUACAUGUUGAGUUAAUUUUAUUUUCUAUAAUUUUUAUGUAUAUUUGUGUAAGAAAUGUAAGAGACUAUCAGGUGGACUUUAUUCAGGACUCUCAGUUCUACAUGUGACUGAAGAGAGUCAGACAGACUGUUGGUGAGAGGAUGUGUGUGUGAUCCCGUGUCUUUUGUUUAAUAAACUGCAGACGUGGUUCACCAAAGA
Molecule: messenger RNA, 2853 nt
Organism: Tachysurus fulvidraco (yellow catfish)
Lineage: Eukaryota; Metazoa; Chordata; Actinopteri; Siluriformes; Bagridae
Product: terminal nucleotidyltransferase 4A-like
Exons: 2
Coding region: 407-1351 (314 amino acids)
Source: RefSeq, a predicted model, not a curated record